AUGCGCCGACUCCGCCGACAAUUGAUGCUCGUCGUCGUCAUCGUCCAAUUUUCAGCGAGUAUUCACCACACCACAACCCCAAAAAAGGCACCUUCUGAACGAUUAGUACCUCUCGGUUCGACGACAGCUUUUAUGUGCGAUGUGUGCAUAACAGAACCUGAAAAAAGUGCUUCGACGUGGUUCAAAAAUGCGAUACCUGUUGCAAAUGUUUCGAGUCACGCGAAUGCAAUCUACAUGGAUCGCAAUCAGAGCAAAGGAUAUGAAGAGAAAAUGCCGCAAGUCGGAUUUUUGACAAUAUUCAAUGUCUCGAAAGAAGACGAAGGAACUUAUUGGUGCCGAAGGAAUCAUGAUAUGAAGUUUGGCGAAGUUUAUCAGCUUAAAAUCGCUUAUGUUGAUGAUAUUUCAGAAAGUUCUCCCAUCCGUUUGAGGCCAUACACCCCAUAUUUGGGAAGACCUUUGAUUGCCGAAUGUCCGAUGCCGAAUGCAUUUCCACCUCCGAAAGUCUCAUGGAGUAUUAAUUCUUUACCACUUUCGCACAUCUCAUCAGACUUUAGCUCUUUUUCAAAUGGAACCCUUAUAAUCCAUCACUUUUCGUACCAUCACAUUGGUCUCGUUGAGUGUCAUGUGUCGAAUUUCGCCGGACGAACGUCCGCGCAGGUUUUCAUCGAUCCUAAAGAAAUCGUGAACACCAUUGAAUCGUUCAAAUCUGGAAUCAUUGGAACCUGCUCAGCGGCAUUUCGCAAUUCGCUCUUCAUGUUCAUGAUGGGAUGCCUUUUAACAAGCAUUGCCGUUUUGAUAUACUUGUCCUGCACGAUCUGCAUUCUCCGUCCCGGUCGUCCCCGACGCAUCAUGCGACCAUCAUUCUGGUCUCGAACCGAUCCCCGUCUUGCGCCCGGAUUCCGAAAAGCGAUCGUCCCCCUACCCGACUGUUUCGCCAACGCUCGAAUGUUGGACAGCACGCCGGCCUAG
Messenger RNA from Caenorhabditis bovis, 969 nucleotides. The record is from the annotation of a GenBank genome assembly. NCBI's taxonomy places the organism in Eukaryota, Metazoa, Nematoda, Chromadorea, Rhabditida, Rhabditidae.